Molecule: messenger RNA, 514 nt
Organism: Xenopus tropicalis (tropical clawed frog)
Lineage: Eukaryota; Metazoa; Chordata; Amphibia; Anura; Pipidae
Gene: gabrr4
Product: gamma-aminobutyric acid (GABA) A receptor, rho 4, gene 1
Exons: 6
Coding region: 8-514 (168 amino acids)
Biological process (GO): monoatomic ion transmembrane transport; monoatomic ion transport
Cellular component (GO): membrane
Molecular function (GO): extracellular ligand-gated monoatomic ion channel activity
Source: RefSeq, a predicted model, not a curated record
AAGUCACAUGAGAAGGAAGGAUGGGUCUCUGGUGUUUGCGUCUCCCCACAGCAACCAGAAGGGGGAGCAGCGGGUCAAAUUAAGACCUGUGAAGGAGCUUUCAGCCGUUGGGAAGUCACAUGAGAAGGAAGGAUGGGUCUCUGGUGUUUGCGUCUCCCCACAGCAACCAGAAGGGGGAGCAGCGGGUCAAAUUAAGGGAUGGACGAUGUCAACUGAGAGCAGAACCCAGCAGCGUGUGAAAGGCGUACCUGAGCUGUACAAACAGGGCAGCCCUGUAUUUAAGAGAAGUCCCAACAUCACAAAGUCUCCACUCACAAAGUCAGAGCAGCUUCUCAGAAUAGAUGAUCACGACUUCACCAUGAGACCUGGAUUUGGGGGUCCUGCAAUACCAGUGGGCGUUGAAGUACAAGUGGAAAGUUUAGACAGUUUUUCAGAGGUUAAUAUGGACUUCACUAAGACACUACUGGAAAAGAUGAGCGCUUCUCCUUCCCCAGUUCCAACAAUCAGAGAAUGA